Molecule: messenger RNA, 11495 nt
Organism: Helicoverpa armigera (cotton bollworm)
Lineage: Eukaryota; Metazoa; Arthropoda; Insecta; Lepidoptera; Noctuidae
Gene: cic
Product: capicua
Exons: 31
Coding region: 465-7454 (2329 amino acids)
Biological process (GO): regulation of transcription by RNA polymerase II
Cellular component (GO): nucleus
Molecular function (GO): RNA polymerase II transcription regulatory region sequence-specific DNA binding; DNA-binding transcription factor activity, RNA polymerase II-specific
Source: RefSeq, a predicted model, not a curated record
ACAGGGAUAUGUUCGAGUGGAAAAUAUUGAAAGCUGGGCCAGGCCAGUCGCCAUGUAGAAUUUUUUGAUGUGGGUGUUGUGUCUUGGGACGUCAAACGCUUCAAUGAUUAUUAUUUUCAAGUGGACAUUAAUUUUAGUGUAAAUCGACAUUUGACUAUUCGUUUAUUGUUAAAAGUGUAUUCGGUGAACAAUUACACAUAUUGCUUUGUGAUCGUGAGCCAUCUAAUCUGGUGACGGCAGAUAAUAAACUGGAGGGGGGCUGCUAAAAUACUACGAUAGGAUAGUAACGACGUUUUACAACUCGAGAGCGCUCAUAAAAUUUCUCAUCUCGGUGCGGGCGAGUCGGACUUCCAUUUUGUUUUAUUAUGUGGUUUGGUUGUUUACACUGUGCGUCGCGUUGUGGACAAUGGAAAGCGACGGCGGUUACCCGCGCGAUGAGUGACCAGUGGUAGCGGGAGGCGGUGAUGCAGCGAGCGCACGCGGGCGCAGUCCCGCAUUCGCAGGCCUCCGCCACCGCUCCACACGUACGGACGCACUCUUACGCUGAUAUUGAUGAUCAGAUACCUGCUUCGGUGAUAAGUAGCGUAGGCACAGUGAGCCUGUCUCAAUCAUCGACGCAUCCUACUACCAACAUAACCAUGGCGAACCCUACGAACCUGGGUAACGCCAGCAGCGGCAACGCUCAGCCGGCUGCUCAGCAAACACCGACACAGGCGCCUGUGCGCAACUUGCCCAAGAAACGGAAAUUCGACCCCUCUGUUCUGGAAGAAAUGAGCUCCAACAACAACACAGUCAACGCUCCCCUUCCAGUGGAAUACCAGCCGCAGUAUCAGCAAUCUGUGCUGCAGCCCUCCCCAAUCAUCCAGCACUCGUCCCCGCCUUCAGAGCUCAAGUCGUACAUCACAUACCCCAACAUCGACUUGUCUGAAUGGCGGGACCACAGGGUGCUGGCGAAACAGCGCGGCCUAUACGUUCCGGGAGUGAUCCGUCAAGCUGAAGGUUGUAAAGUGAUAGUGGAACUCGACGGCUUGGAGAGCGAGCCCGUAGAGUACAGUGACGUGUUCGGUGUGAAUAAAAACGAUGUGAUCAGUGACGCGAGCCCCCAAAUGAGCCAUCUGCUCAUGGGGUCGCUGUGUGUCGUGAGGACUACGGACGCUAACCGGGAGAAUGUGCAAAAUGUUUUCGUUGAAGGUCUCGUUUACGAAGUGCUUAAUUCUCCUAUAAGGAUCAGAGUUAAGGUAUCUGACGGAGAUCUGUGCAAGGAGAUGGUGGAAGUGAAACGUGCAGACAUCAGGCUGUUACAGCCUCCUUGGGCUGAUGAGUUGGAGGACGCUGGCACUCACGCCGCGUCCUCUCUACACCCCUCCCUUCGUAUACAUCAUGUGCCUACACAGAUGGGUGGGGACAACUUCUACACGUCGUCCCCCAUGCCCGGCGCGGGCGCAGGCGGCGUGGUGAACGUAGGCGCGUUGUCCAACGGCUCUAUAGACGACCUGCGCAAGCGACCGCCCUUCGACGACUACGGCGAGAGCGAUGAUGAUCUGCGCAGGGAAGAUAUCAUGUUCCCAGCUGAUGUCUCGCAUAUGGAUUGCAGCAACAGCAAGCGCAGCAGUCUUCAGAGUCGAGGCAGUACCUCCAGUUUGUUGGAGCGCAGCCUCACACCCAGAUCUCAACCCCCUACUCCUAGAUCUCAAGCGGCAACCCCGCACAAAUACAAGAAGGGGGACGUAGUAUCAACCCCUACUGGUAUCAGGAAGAAGUUCAACGGCAAACAGUGGCGCCGCCUAUGUUCGAAGGAUGGCUGUACUAAGGAGAGUCAGCGCCGUGGGUUCUGUUCUCGUCAUCUGUCUCUAAGGGGAGUCACUCGAUCGUCUAAUACCCCACUGGCUCAAGGAUCUGCUCAUACACCGCAGCAGAGGAGUAGCAGUAAGUCGCUAUCUUCAAGUGGCACAGGAGUCGAGGGUGACGAGACUUCGAGGGAGUCUGACACAACGCCCCCACACUACCGCGUGACGGGACGCUUUGAUUCCGAUGAAACUGAGGCCGCUAAUAUGCUGGUAUCGCUGGGCAGCUCCCGGUCGGGCAGCCCGGGUGCUUCGCCAGUAGGCGGGGGCGGGUCCCCCGGCCUGCGUAACAAUCUGUUCGUGCCCAUCUCCUCGCCGCAGCCGCAGCCCCACCACCCAGCGGCGUUGUACCAUCAUCAUCUUAUCAGGCCAGAAUUAGUUCGACCUAGCAGAGUGAACUCACCAGUUGGAGGCGUUGCUACCAGCGUCAUCAGAGUGUCACCAGGACCUAACUAUCAUUACCAGGUUGAAAACAGAAACGGGCCAACAAUCGUCCAAACUAACAACGUAUCUCAGUCCAACGUGAUCGGCGUACAAACCUCGGGGUUGAACUUACAAAACACUAUACACACGAGUAUAAAUGCUACGACUACUCUCUCCAGCUUGACUCUACCUUCAAGUAUAUCACUUAACUUGAAUAACUUGAGUACUCAGAGCUUACAGACAAGCAUUGCCAACACUAUUCGUAGUACCAACGAGCUUGCACACAACCUCAUAGUUCCCCGAACUAUUCCGACAUCAAACGGCAUCGAUGUCGAACAGAUUUACAGAACCCAGCCGAUCCAUAGAAACGGCAUCCACGACACAUACCGCCGCGACACGGAAAUGUCGCCCCCAUUAAAUAAUCAUGAAAAUUUUCUGAAUAGAAGAGUCUCGGAGUACGACGAUAAUGAUCAUUCAGUGUCGCAGAGAGAGAAUAAUAUACUCCGCAAUGUUAUCGAUACUCGGCCCCCAGAACUAUCCGAGACUCGCGUAUUGGAAGACAACAAGAGGAUUUUGAAGCCGGCACCCUUGCAAGCGCGGCUGUUGUCUGUGGUCGAACCUGACGUUAAGGACCCAGUAAAGAGGUACUACGUCACUAUGGUUCCUCAGAGUACUACUGAAAAGAAGUAUGUGUUUAUAAAAAACGAGCCUGCGGAGACUGUACAAAUAGAGCAACGGAUAAACCACCUGACUCAACAGCUGAAUAACAACGACCCGGAGCCGGAACACCGGACUUUAGAUAAUGGCGAUCAUGUGAACAACGUAAACAGCAGUGCAGUAAUAGUGCAUCCUAACCAGUUACUACCGGUUCUGCCACCUCCCACGUCACACACUAUUAUCGUAUCAGGCAACACAUUUCCCUGGCAGUCUCUAGUGCCCCUCCUAAGUGGGUCCCCUCCCCCCGCGGGUGGCACAGCCCCGGCCCCGGCGGCUCCCCCCUCGCCGCGCACGCCACGCACACCGCGUACCCCGCACACGCCGCACACGCCGCACACUCCGCACACGCCGGCGCCGCUUAUCAAGACAGAAGAUCAGAUCAAGACUGAGGCUAAUGACCCGCCAAUGUGCAUGGAUGAGGACGAUGAAGUGUUCGAGUCUGAAGACUCCGGAGUCGGCGGAGAUGACUCCAGCAAGCGACCCUCACAGAACACCUCCGCUCUUAACUCUCCUGCUACACAGGAAAAGAAGGAGCGUCGCAUCCGUCGUCCGAUGAACGCCUUCAUGAUAUUCUCAAAGCGCCACCGGCAGAUCGUGCAUCAAAUGCACCCGAACCAAGACAAUCGCACUGUCAGCAAGAUUCUCGGCGAGUGGUGGUACUCACUCAAGCCUGAGGAAAAACAGAAGUACAACGAACUUGCUAGCGAGGUGAAAGAAGCUCACUUCAAAGCUCAUCCGGAAUGGAAAUGGUGCAACAAAGACCGCAGGAAGUCUUCUAGCAGUAAAGAUCCUUCUGGAUCUAUGCCACAGAGUCCCCGAACGCCAUCGGAGGUGGUUAGCAGCGGAUCUCUGACGAUCAACUCGGACUUGCCCGUGCCGGUCGCGACAUACGCCCAUAUGGGAUCGCCGCAGCUCAGUGACGAUGAGCAAAUGCCAUCUCAACCCCUAGAGGAACCACCGCCAGCGGUACAGAACAUAGAGAUUGACCUCAAAUGCGGAGAGAAGGUCACAGACUCGGACUCCGAAGGAUUGGACACGAGGGACUACUUGCCGUCUCACCACGACCAUACAAGAAGGCCUAAACCUAUUAAAGCUAGAGCUGGUUCGUCAGACAAUCUUCUCGGCGGAAUCACAGCGUCGAGUCCGGGCGGGCCUAAAGGCUUCCAGCCGACUGGCGGUGCCUUUAAAUCUACUCAUGCUGAUACCAGUGAAAGCCACAGACAAUGGACAGCGUUCACGCAGAUCAACAAGCCUCUACUGAACCAAGUGCCGAGCUCCCCGCACCCCACGUCCGUCGCGUCCAGCACGCAGAGCCUGACGCACAGCGUGCAGGGCAUCUCGCUCAGCACGCCCAACCUGUCCACGCAGGCGGCGCUGGACAACGCCAUAGCGUCCAUCAUGAACUCGCCGACCUCCACGUGUGGAGUGCAGGUGAUAUCAAGUGGCAUGUCGAAUACGAUUCUGACGCCGACUUCAACGCCGUUGACGUCGACGCUCAGUAACCCCGUGCUCAAGAGCUUCACGCUCGUCAAGAGGAGUAUCGGUGAUAAUUCGCCUUGCCCGCUGACCCUCUCGCUGGACGCGUCGGGCAACCUGCUGCUGAAGCCGAGCCAGGCCACCGACAGCCCCGCGUCCGACUCCAUGCACUGCGUACAUCUGCAGAGGCUAUAUGUGCCAACCUUCAGUACUGGUGAGUGUGUACACUUGUUAUACAACCUGCUGCUGAAGCCGAGCCAGGCCACCGACAGCCCCGCGUCCGACUCCAUGCACUGCGUACAUCUGCAGAGGCUAUAUGUGCCAACCUUCAGUACUGGUGAGUGUGUACACUUGUUAUACAACCUGCUGCUGAAGCCGAGCCAGGCCACCGACAGCCCCGCGUCCGACUCCAUGCACUGCGUACAUCUGCAGAGGCUAUAUGUGCCAACCUUCAGUACUGGUGAGUGUGUACACUUGUUAUACAACCUGCUGCUGAAGCCGAGCCAGGCCACCGACAGCCCCGCGUCCGACUCCAUGCACUGCGUACAUCUGCAGAGGCUAUAUGUGCCAACCUUCAGUACUGGUGAGUGUGUACACUUGUUAUACAACCUGCUGCUGAAGCCGAGCCAGGCCACCGACAGCCCCGCGUCCGACUCCAUGCACUGCGUACAUCUGCAGAGGCUAUAUGUGCCAACCUUCAGUACUGGUGAGUGUGUACACUUGUUAUACAACCUGCUGCUGAAGCCGAGCCAGGCCACCGACAGCCCCGCGUCCGACUCCAUGCACUGCGUACAUCUGCAGAGGCUAUAUGUGCCAACCUUCAGUACUGGUGAGUGUGUACACUUGUUAUACAACCUGCUGCUGAAGCCGAGCCAGGCCACCGACAGCCCCGCGUCCGACUCCAUGCACUGCGUACAUCUGCAGAGGCUAUAUGUGCCAACCUUCAGUACUGGUGAGUGUGUACACUUGUUAUACAACCUGCUGCUGAAGCCGAGCCAGGCCACCGACAGCCCCGCGUCCGACUCCAUGCACUGCGUACAUCUGCAGAGGCUAUAUGUGCCAACCUUCAGUACUGGUGAGUGUGUACACUUGUUAUACAACCUGCUGCUGAAGCCGAGCCAGGCCACCGACAGCCCCGCGUCCGACUCCAUGCACUGCGUACAUCUGCAGAGGCUAUAUGUGCCAACCUUCAGUACUGGUGAGUGUGUACACUUGUUAUACAACCUGCUGCUAAAGCCGAGCCAGGCCACCGACAGCCCCGCGUCCGACUCCAUGCACUGCGUACAUCUGCAGAGGCUAUAUGUGCCAACCUUCAGUACUGGUGAGUGUGUACACUUGUUAUACAACCUGCUGCUGAAGCCGAGCCAGGCCACCGACAGCCCCGCGUCCGACUCCAUGCACUGCGUACAUCUGCAGAGGCUAUAUGUGCCAACCUUCAGUACUGGUGAGUGUGUACACUUGUUAUACAACCUGCUGCUGAAGCCGAGCCAGGCCACCGACAGCCCCGCGUCCGACUCCAUGCACUGCGUACAUCUGCAGAGGCUAUAUGUGCCAACCUUCAGUACUGGUGAGUGUGUACACUUGUUAUACAACCUGCUGCUGAAGCCGAGCCAGGCCACCGACAGCCCCGCGUCCGACUCCAUGCACUGCGUACAUCUGCAGAGGCUAUAUGUGCCAACCUUCAGUACUGGUGAGUGUGUACACUUGUUAUACAACCUGCUGCUGAAGCCGAGCCAGGCCACCGACAGCCCCGCGUCCGACUCCAUGCACUGCGUACAUCUGCAGAGGCUAUAUGUGCCAACCUUCAGUACUGGUGAGUGUGUACACUUGUUAUACAACCUGCUGCUGAAGCCGAGCCAGGCCACCGACAGCCCCGCGUCCGACUCCAUGCACUGCGUACAUCUGCAGAGGCUAUAUGUGCCAACCUUCAGUACUGAAGUAGAGACCCCGAAGAACAACAGCCAGGGCGUGCAAAACGUGCAGAAUGUGCAGAACGUGCAAAGCGGACAAUCCGUCAUAGUGUCGCAGACUAACACCACUACUGCGCCUAAAACUAACACGCAAUGGGAAACCCCGGUGGAAGAAACCAGACCAUUCCCGCUGGCGCCGACUCCUGCGCAGCUUGGCAGAGCCCCGCUACAGAAGAGACUUAGUCGAGGAACUUCAACGGGCUCAACGGGCAGCAACGAGCCGGCGACUUCCACAGCCAGUAGCAGCGGCAUCAACGUGCCUCGCUCGGAAGCCGGCGUCAACAACGGCGCCAUCAGCUCUGAUGACGCGACUUCACCGAAGCAGCCCAGUGACCUGCCCAGCCCGUCGCAUAAGAAGAGCCUGUUUAAGAAGAGGAAUGAGGAUGGAAGGGAUAAGGUCCUGGAGACGGUGAACUUCGAGCACAAGUUCAGCACGCUGCCGCAGUUCAAGCCGGAGGCCUGCAGCCCCAGCGCCAUGGUGGUGCCGCGCAGUCCGCAGCUAUACAUGAGGAAAAAACAUAACAAGAUGGAGGAAGAGAACACAGCAGUGACACCACAACUGGAGCCCGAAGUGAUGAACGGCAAUGGUAUGCCGACGCCGCAUUCCUACGGCACUCCACACACGACCACUAACAAACUCGUUGGGAACACCUUCUUUGGACCCGACUUCAACUUGGAUACUUAUAGAGUAUCGGAAGGCAUGGAGGAGAUGUCGCCGCGCACGCCGGUGUCGGGCAGCGCGCGCGAGGCGGGGCACCGGCGCGUGCUGGAGCAGCGCCGCCACCUCGUGCUCAAGCUCUUCCACGAGCACGGCAUGUUCCCCACCACGCAGGCCACCACGCACUUCCAGGCUACACACAUGGACAUUUUCCCGACUAAGAUGGCUCUACAGCUAAAGAUUCGCGAAGUAAGACAGAAACUGAUGGCUCAGUCCAACCUUACGCCCCACUCCGAAGUGAAUACGCCUACUAUAAAUUCUCCAAUCGCAUCAGCGACUAUGCAGCCGACGUCCACGGCCAGUUAGCGAUGCGGGUACACCAUCUCUAUCAUUGUGCGAGAGUAGGACCACUAGGUGUUUAGCCGUCCAUAGUACGUACACAGACAAAUAAACACGUGUUACCUGCAGGACAGCUUCUAGGUAUUGCCAGUUCAAAAAAAGUACUUAUAUCCGAUAUUUGAGCUUCAAUUUGAGAAUGUGUAAAUCGUAUUUGUGAACGGCUAAAUAUCCUUGUGGACCUCGAAAUGAUGGAGUUGACGCGAAAGGUUUCGUGAUGGUAAAUGCAGAAGCAUUUAAUACAGUGAUUAGAUUAAUGUAUAGCUACUCGUUCAUAGUAUUUUAUUAUUAUUCAGAAGUACUUUUUUAAUUAAUAAAAGUUUAAAAAAUCAUAAAAAUUAAUUGGUAAUGUUAAGUCCGUGAGAAUUGGCGAUGCAUGGUCUAAUUGAUUCGUUGAUUUAAAUCUAUGUUUAAAGUAGUUUUUAUCUAAAAGUAACAGUGGUACUAAUGGUUUGUUUCCCUUUUCCAUAGUAUCUUAACCAAUAUUGUUUUCUGUAAAUGUAUGAGCGCACUACGCAGUCAGGUCGUAGCAGCUACCCUGACCACUCGGCCGACUGCCUAGCGCGACUGCCGUAUAAGUGAGUAAACGCAGUGAAAAGGUUAUGAGAUAUUCAUAUCUAGUGUUUUACAUUACAAGUAAUACAAAAAAGCAAAAAAUCACAAAAAAAUACCACUUCUCUCUUCUUCUGAGGAUACUUUAAAGCCGAGCUUUGUGAAAAGUUACAUAGUUAAAAGUUUUCAACUAUAUUAUCACUUUAAAGCAACCUCAGAUCAAUAGAAACAUAUCUUUAUUCGCUUUUAAUUGGUUAUUUUACUAAUAGAUCAUUUUAUUUCAUUGUUUAGAGCACAUCGUCAUUAUGGGCACGAUCUCAAUUAUUAUUUGUAUAUUUGUAUUAAGUACUUUUGUUAGUGAGUGCAGUAGGUAUGUCUGAAAUCUGUGUUGUUGCAAUACCAAUUACUUUGCAAGAAUUCUGCAAAAAUAAACAAUUAUACUGAAACAAAAUAUAGUAGAUUUCACAUCAUUUAAUUGGCUGUAUUUGUCUUUUAACGCUCAAAAGUUCUUUUUUCUUGAAUUCGUUUAAUUAUUGUGUGAAGCCAUUAAAUAUUUCGUAACAGUCCCAGUUGAAUUUCGUUGCAAUAUAAGAAUAAUUUUAUUAAAAUCAAUAAAUAUUUUAGAGAGUUAUAUAAUAAUAUUUGCAAUUGAUAUAUUAUAUUUACUUCAGAUUUGUGUGUUUAUCGAGAGAUACGGUUUUAUUUAAAUGUUGCCUUCACUCAAUGGGAUAUUGAGCGAGUUGCGUGUUAGAGUGUCUUAUGGAAGUUCGUUUGUUACGAAUUGAUUUAGUGAUUAAUGAGGUCUCUAUCAAACAUAGUCAGCUGGUAAUAUAGUUAUCGAUAAACUAUGACAGAAUAAUGCUCAUUUGCCGUAUUCAAUAUCUGAGAUUAUGAUCGAUGUUAACAGCGAACUUAUUUGUCAUGUCGUUGAUAAAUGCAUUUAAAAUAACUGACACUCAGGUGUUCCUAUCAUAAAUGGCAAAAUGUUGAAACUAUCCAAGAUAGUAUACAAGUUGUGCUUACAUAGAGACCUAAAUAAGUGAUAUGUUUUCUGCGACGCAUAGUGAGUGAGAUGUGUGAACAUUAUGCGAGUAGUUGUGAGGUCAAGCAAGGAACUUUGGUGCGAACAUUUUCACUAUCGUUUAAGUCUCUAUUAUUUUGUAUUGUUUUCUAUUUAUGUUGUGAUGUUGGUCUUCCAAGUGUUUCAAAUUAUUUCAUUUUAUUAGAUUAAUAUCUACUUAUUUAAUAUUGUACGUUGUACAGUGGUUUAUCGAGGGAGUUGUCGAGUGUUAUGAUACACAAUGUAUGCCGUGUUCGAGUGAAUCAUGUGAGUGACACAAAUUGUAAACAUUUUAAUAAUAUUAUUACUCUUUCUGUCAGUAAACGAUCGACGUAGCGAUCCAUUUUUGAAACAUAAUGCUAUGGUUUACAAAAAUAGCUCAAAUCAGUAACGACACUAGAUAAAUCAAUAUUUAUAUUAUAUAAUCUCAUUGUAAAUAUUAGUCGUAUUGUAUACUAGCACUAAGUAUUCCUGGCUCUCAAAGUAAUUAAGGUUUUAUUUAGAUAAUACUAAUUAUAUUAUAGAUAAAAAGAUAAAUAUAUAAUUUAUACAUGUGAAAUUUCGGCCAAUACAAAUGUUAUGUAUAUCAAAAUUGUAUUUUUUAAAUGAUCUCUUCGGCGUUAAUAGUAUUUAGAUAAUUGCUUUAGGAGUCCGGAAGUGAAAUGAAUUUAUUAAAGGUAUAAAACUUAAGAGAUAUUUUCGCACGGUUAAAUAUUGUAUCUCGAUAGGCAUGUAGUCGGGGUGUGUUCCAAAACUCGCCAGUUGUUCUAUUUAAACUUAUGUCUGUUAACACAUUCGGAUUAACUUAACUGCAAUCAUUAUCACUUCUUGUAUUGUUCAAGCUGCCAAUGCCGAACUAGCGAGCUUUGGUACGCAACCCCGCGUAGUCAAUUCAUCAUAAUCGUCAUUGUUGUCAUACAUUAACUCAUAAAUAAAUAAUAGAACUUUUGUUACCAGUUAGUAGUAAUAUACACAUAUGUUUUUGUCCUUAGUUUGAAUUAGUUACAUAUUCGACCUAGACGUUGUUACAUGUCUACUUGUGACCACUACAUACAGUUAUAUUCAAGUUGAGGGAAGCUGGGUAAUUAAUUCAAAUUAAGGACAAGCGAUAGGCCUCUUUUCUUAAUCAAUGGAAUAACUAUAACUUUGACUCACAAUAACACCCAUAUAAUUAUUAAGAUUGGUUUUCAAUUUUACAAUAUAUCAAUAUAACAGAAAUAUAAUUAUUUACUAAUCAAUAUAUCUUAUAUGGCAGGUGAAUCAUCCCGAGUUAGUGAAAAACUGUUGGUUUUCCCUUCGAGCGUUCUAUUACGAAACGAUUUCGAUUCGAUUAUUUACGAAAUUAAGUUUUAGGUUCAUAUAUUUUAUUUUUCAGCACUACAACAUAUAUGUUUUCAUAAAAUUUCAUACAAUAUGCUACAACCAUUUCAAUUUAUAUAAGUAUUUUCAUGAAUAGACACUGGAGCUCAGUAAAAGCAAGUUGCAUUUAGUUGGUAAACUUAUAUGAAAUUUGUAUGAAAGCAUACAUGGUGGUUUAUUUACACACUUUGUUGCAAUAUCUAAUAAAUACAUUAUAAAAAAAUAGAAGUUUUCCUCCAUGGUUUAUCAUUGUGAUGGUUUGUACUAAAUGUUUCAAUUUGUUUUUAAACUGUCCAUAUAUAUUUAAGUUUGCCUCUUGUUGAAAUAAUUAUAGUUUUGGUGGUAUGUUGAGAUUUGAGUGAAUGAUUUUUAAGUGUGUUAUAGUAAUAACAAAUAUGAAAAAUCUUAAUGGCUGCAUAUUUCUAGUGCCUUAUUGACUUUCAAAUCUUAGUUCAUACUCAUUUGUGACACUGAUGCAUACCUACUCGAUGCUUUGGAUUGAAUUCUCGUCUCUAGGCUUUGUCAGUCAAUAAACAACAGGUAAUAGGCAGUUUUACUUUAUUAGACUGAAUUAACUAUGUUGCAUAACAAGUUAAAUGUUAUAUUUUAAGAAAUAUUAGCAAUUAUUUCGAAAGGACAUUUUAAAUAAAGCAUUUCAUAUUCGUUAUUUAUUUCUUCUACAUAAGCUAUUAGUGUAAUUGUUUAGUCAAAAUGGUAAAUGUAAAUAUCUUGUUUAGAUGAUUUAUUUAGAUUUUAAGUGUUCAAUUUAAUGUAUAUUAGAUUGAAUUAGAGACAAAACAAUCAUAAGUAAAAAAUGAAUAUCUGAAUCAGUAACCACUUUUACAUGAGCAAGUUUUUUAAAUGUUUAUGAAUCCAACUAAUGGACCAAUAAGUGGCACUUUAAAUGUAGACAUUGUAAUCAACAACAAACCAACUGUGAGCAGGUAAUAGAGAACCAACCCAUAGUGUUGUGGACAGUUUGUUCAAGCAUAUUGGAUCAUUGUAUGAACUUAUGUUAAAACAUAAAAACCUCGAAAACA